AUGUCAUUGAGUGAGGUGGCUGCUCUUCGUAAGGCAACUCUUCGUGCACAUCCGGCUCCAGUGACUGCUGUCCAGUUCCAUCCUACGGAGCCAUGGCUUGUAUCUGGUGAUGAGGCCGGAUGGUGUUUCUGGUGGUCUAUCAGCCAGAGAAGACCCAUUGCUAUUUGGAAACCUCAUGAAAAAGCCAUUGUGACUGUGAAAUGGAUGUCUGACUGGGAAUCAGACCCCAAUUUCACGGAUCAGAAUGGGUCGCCAGCUGACCAACCAGCUGGUAAUAAUAGUAAUAGUACUAGUAGUGAUGCUGGUAGCGUGAAUAGUGGUACUGGAGAUAGUGAUUCUGGUGCUGCUGAUUUACCAGAAAGGAGUCGAAAUCCGAUAAGAAAUGAGGGUACGUCCAUUCUUCUGACGCAUGGUCGUGAUAACAAGAUCAAGAUAUUCCGUCUGAAUACUACUGAUCCAGCAAGUGAACGGUAUACCACUACAAUUCCAAUAGAUUGGAAGGGUAAGAAAAGCCCAAAUGGUAAUUCUAACCCAGAUGGUAGUAAUAGCUGGAAGACGCCAUGGAUGGUUCAUAGUCAGGAUGUGAACGCCAUGAACUUCUGUGCUGCCGCUGUAUGUGGUACUACAAUAGCAGUGCCUAAUACACUUGAUUCAGAGAAAAUCGAUAUUUACCAAUUGAGACCUGAAUUUUCAAGGCCGUUUUUUGCUAUUCAAGGGAAACCUGAUGAUACUGGUAAAAGCCAGAAAACGACAUCAUCUAAUCCGAGUUCUGCUGAACCUUUUGCCCAAGUUGGAGGUUUUGAUAAUUUAGGAGCUCCUGGAAUAGGGGAUGAGGUGUUUGGAGAUAAAAGAUCAAUUACUGGUACAGGUAUCUUAAUGGCAGUUAUUCUCACCAAAACACAUCUCAUAGCAGGUUAUGAGUCAGGUCAUGUCAUUGUGUUUGAUAUUACAACUUCUGGAUCACCUAAACAGGUGUAUGCCGACAAAUCUCACCAGCAUCCUGUACUAUCACUUGUGUAUAACAAAGUUGAUGACACAUUUCUGUCUUCGUCAGCCGAUUCACUAAUUAUCAAGCAUAGCAUUUCAUCUUCAGAGCCAUUGCAUGUUUUGAAUACCAAGCACGUUGGACUGACAUCUUUAGACCUGCGGUCAGAUGGUCGCAUUUUUGCUACUGCUGGCUGGGACGGGAUGGUCCGUAUUUAUACGUAUUCCAGCAUGAAGACCCUAGCAGCGUUUCGAGGUUCGGAAGGACGACUGACAGACAAAACGGGCAUCAACAGCGUGACAUUCAGUCCUGUUCAAGACAGCGAAGAUGAUUCUAGCAUACCUAAACCAAAUGAGUCUGCUGAGUCUGCUACUGUUACGACGUCAACCAGACAGGUAGCAGCAAACAGCCUGGCCAGAGCCCGCCAGCGACGAGCACGCCAGUCUCACUGGAUCGCUGUCGCGUCAAAAGACGGUCGUAUCAGACUGUCAGAUAUUUAUUAA
Sugiyamaella lignohabitans is the source of this 1488-nucleotide messenger RNA. It is a transcript of the gene AIP1, whose product is annotated as putative WD repeat-containing protein alr3466. Lineage: Eukaryota; Fungi; Ascomycota; Dipodascomycetes; Dipodascales; Trichomonascaceae. The transcript has a single exon. The record is from RefSeq and is a predicted model, not a curated record. Gene Ontology annotation, molecular function: protein binding. The coding region runs from base 1 to 1488 and encodes 495 amino acids.